AUGGUGAUGCCUGUGUCGACUUCUCUGUCAUCACCGUUGCCCCUUUCUUCCACUGGCUCUAUGGUGCAGAACGAAGUCUGUCACCGCUCCUUCCCUAAUGUAGGAACAUAUUCGUGGCGUCUGGUGGUGCUGGAGGAUGGUGGUGGCAGUGUGGGUGUUCUUGAAUGUGUUUUCUCGAAAGAGAGAAAGAGAGAUGAGAACCAUGUAAUUCGUCGAAAGUUAUCGAAUUCAAUCCAUUUACUUUGUAGUUUUAUUAGGAUUUGGAGUGGAACUUGUUCAUUCUCCAAUUGCAUCAUUACCAAAUUCAUUCCCAAGAGUCACUGUAAUCAAUCUUGUGAGUUGGCCCCAUUUCCAGUGAGUUACUGGAUCGACCUCCUUCGACAAAUCGCAGCUUCCAUAAACGCAUCUCAGUUCUGCUUCUGCACGGCUUCAAGCGAUUUUGUAUUCUAUAAUUUUCAUAGUGUUGCUGAUUUUUAUUCUACUCAAUCUCCAUUGAAGGAUUUUACUUUGCAAUAUCAUACCUGAAGAUGAAUGGUAUAUGUUCAUCUGUAUGACCUCCACAUGUUCGAUGAAAUGUCUGGCAAAUAAGUUCUAUCUUGGGCUUCAAAAUUAAACGAGAAGGAAAAUUUAAAGGACGUAAUUAUGAAGAACUGGAUUAGACUAAUGAUGCUAUAGUUGACCAACUAAAACUAUAAGGGCUUUUCUUGAGGUUUCCAAGAUUCAAUGAUGCAAUGUUUCAAGAUCAUAUUGGAAGUUCUUAGUUGUAAGUUGAUAAGAAGAAAGACUUCUGAGAUGCAAUAUGAGUUGAGAUUCAAACUAAAAGGACAAAUUAAGAGGCCAUAAUGAGUCAUUAAAUGCAGCAAAUUUGGAGGAGACGGGUACAUGGUGGUUAGUUGAUGGCCAUAGUUUCAGACUAUUAGGAGAAAGCUGGGUCAACUUUGAGUGUAUAAUUUGGAUACAAAUUGGAGGAGACUAUAUUUUGUAUGAUUGUUAAUGUCUUUAGCAUUACAAACUCAACAUCUACAUAAAACAGAUGAUUAUAUAAUCAAGGGGUAUAAUGGUCAAUGAUGUAAAUGUAUAUUAAAAGCAGAGGAGUAUCGGCAACAAGCUUUAAUGCAACAGUGUGAGGUGUACGUACAGGUCAAGUUUGCAAAUAAGAAUUUGAUAAAAAUAAGAAAUCUAUAUUUAAAACCUGAUUAUGUUGAUCAUUUUCUUUGAAAAGAAAUGUAAAAUCUUGAAACAUGGUGAAUUUCUUUUUGACACCUUGUAAUUCAAGUUCCAAUACACUGCCCUAAAUAAAUAAAAAAUAAUAUAUCUUUUUAUAAGAAUUAUAAUCUUUUUAUAAUGGCAAAAGGGGUUAAGAGA
Molecule: messenger RNA, 1365 nt
Organism: Lactuca virosa
Lineage: Eukaryota; Viridiplantae; Streptophyta; Magnoliopsida; Asterales; Asteraceae
Source: the annotation of a GenBank genome assembly